Molecule: messenger RNA, 2439 nt
Organism: Aspergillus neoniger CBS 115656
Lineage: Eukaryota; Fungi; Ascomycota; Eurotiomycetes; Eurotiales; Aspergillaceae
Gene: catA
Product: catalase catA
Exons: 3
Coding region: 82-2328 (748 amino acids)
Biological process (GO): hydrogen peroxide catabolic process; response to oxidative stress
Cellular component (GO): cytosol
Molecular function (GO): catalase activity; heme binding
Source: RefSeq, a predicted model, not a curated record
GGAAUUCUUCUGUUGCCAUCUAUUAGCUCUUAUCGAAUUCCCUACCACUGGCUUUAUUUUCAGCAACCCCACAGUAUCACCAUGGCCACGGUCAUUGCCGAAGGGCUUGAGAAGGCUCACGAAGCCGUUAAGACGGCUUCAUCCAAGAACAAGAAGACGGUCGACUUGGAGCGCGACCUGGUCGAUGUCACCACUGAGCAGCGUCAGACCACCGACCACGGCGUGCCCAUUAGCAAUACCGACAAUUGGCUGCGGUCAGUCGACGACCGUCGCACAGGUCCAUCGUUGCUAGAGGAUCAGAUUGCGCGCGAGAAGAUUCACCGAUUCGACCACGAGCGGAUUCCCGAGCGUGUCGUCCAUGCCCGUGGAACCGGCGCUUUUGGAAACUUUAAGCUACUCGAAAGCUGUGAGGACGUGACAUAUGCCAAGGUCCUAACCGACACAUCGCGGAAUACACCGGUCUUCGUCCGCUUUUCCACCGUGCAGGGCAGCAAGGGAAGCGCCGACACGGUGCGUGAUGUUCGUGGAUUCGCAACCAAAUUUUACACAGACGAGGGUAAUUGGGACUUGGUUGGAAACAACAUCCCGGUUUUCUUCAUCCAGGACGCUAUCAAGUUCACUGAUUUCGUCCACGCUGUGAAGCCUGAGCCCCAUAAUGAGGUCCCUCAGGCGCAGACCGCGCACAACAACUUCUGGGACUUUUGCUAUUUGCACCCAGAAGCCACUCACAUGUUCAUGUGGGCCAUGUCGGACCGCGCCAUUCCCCGGUCCUAUCGGAUGAUGCAAGGGUUUGGUGUCAACACUUUUUCGCUUAUCAAUAAGGAGGGCAAGCGCCACUUUGUCAAGUUCAUUUGGACGCCUCACCUAGGCGUGCAUUCAUUCGUCUGGGAUGAAGCUCUGAAACUGGCGGGUCAAGACCCGGAUUUCCAUCGCAAGGACUUGAUGGAGGCCAUUGACAACGGCGCAUAUCCGAAAUGGGACCUGUCUAUCCAAACCAUCCCUGAAGAGAAACAGGAUGACUUUGAGUUCGACAUUCUCGAUGCGACCAAGAUCUGGCCAGAGGAUCUGGUCCCUCCCCGCACCAUUGGUGUGUUGGAACUCAACCGCAACGUGGACGAAUUCUUCCCACAGACAGAGCAGGUUGCAUUCUGUACAUCACACAUUGUUCCCGGUAUCGACUUCUCCGAUGACCCUCUUCUUCAGGGCCGUAACUUCUCCUAUUUCGACACCCAGAUUAGCCGUCUCGGCAUCAAUUGGGAGGAGUUGCCCAUCAACCGCCCCGUCUGCCCCGUGCUGAACCACAACCGCGACGGUGCCAUGAAACACCGCAUCACUAAGGGUACCGUCAACUACUGGCCCAACCGCUUCGAGGCGGCAAAGCCGGACGAGCCUGCUCCCCAGGGUGGCGGCUUCGAGUCAUACCCCGAGCCGGUACAAGGCCGCAAGAGGCGCGCGUUGAGCCCCAAGUUCCGCGAGCAUCAUUCCCAGGCCCAACUCUUUUACAACUCCAUGUCGGAGCACGAGAAGCUGCACAUUGUCAAGGCUUUUGGGUUCGAGCUCGACCACUGCGAUGACCCUAUCGUCUACGAGCGCCUGGCCGGCAAGCGUCUGGCGGAGAUCGACCUGACCCUAGCGCAGCAGGUGGCGGAAGUCGUGGGCGCCCCGAUUCCUCAAAAGGCCCUCAUGGCCAACCACGGCCGGAGGACGAUUCAUGUUUCCCAGACCGAAUUUCCCCCCAAGUCUCCGACCAUCGCCAGUCGGCGCAUUGCUAUCAUAAUUGGUGACGGAUACGACCCGGUGGCCUUCAAGGGCAUUCAGACCGCUGUGAAGGUGGCGGGUGCUCUGCCGUUUGUCAUCGGCACCAAACGGUCGCCCAUCUAUGCCGACGGGGAAUCGAAGGAGACAUCGCAGGGCAUCAUCGCCGACCACCAGUAUGACGGACAGCGAUCAACCAUGUUUGAUGCCACGUUCAUUCCCGGUGGCCCGCAUGUGGAGACGCUCCGGAAGAACGGGCAGAUGCGGUACUGGAUCGCCGAGACAUUUGGCCACCUGAAGCCACUGGCUGGCACAGGUGAAGCGGCCGAGCUAAUCAAGGAGGCGUUGGGUAGUGUGCUAGAUGUGCAAGUGGCCACCAGCUCCAAGCCACAGCCCGUGGAAUGGUAUGGCGUGGUCACGGCCGGUGGCGUGCAGAAGCCGGAGAGCUUCAAGGAAAGCGUGCAGAUCGCGAAGGGCGCCAAGGAUUUCGUGGGUAUAUUCUUCUACCAGAUUGCGCAGCACCGGAACUACCAGCGCGAGUUGGAUGGGCUGAGCUCGACGGUCGCCUGGUAAACAGCCUCAAUCCUUAAACUCGGAUGAGGGUAUAAAUUGUAACGAUGGGAUGGUCCGUGAUCAUGAGAAAUGAGUAAUCAACUGUCUGCAAAUGUAUGUUAGGAUAAUGAC